This is a messenger RNA of Nanorana parkeri, 954 nucleotides long. It is a transcript of the gene CIB2, whose product is annotated as calcium and integrin binding family member 2. The record is from RefSeq and is a predicted model, not a curated record. The coding region runs from base 285 to 848 and encodes 187 amino acids. Gene Ontology annotation, molecular function: calcium ion binding. NCBI's taxonomy places the organism in Eukaryota, Metazoa, Chordata, Amphibia, Anura, Dicroglossidae. The transcript has 6 exons.
GAUCAGAAAAGAGCAUAGAACAUGUAUAGACAUCCUGGAGACUGGAAGCUGCUGGCAAAUGAGCAUCAAGGAGAAUUCCGUGCAAUCCACACACCUUCCUCAGAUAACUGACCUAGGACGAUCUCUACAAUCUGAAGCUCAAUCUCAUCUCUCCUCUUACAAAGGAGCCCGAUGUCCCUUAUUAUCCGAUCUGCCUCCGUGUAGAUGCCAAUGCAUACACUAGAUAUCCCACCUGCCUCUCCUUGUGUGAUGCAUUUCAGGAGAGCUAAGAUCCCUCAUUUAACAUGGGAAAUAAGCAAACCAUAUUUACUGACGAACAGCUAGAUGCUUACCAGGAUUGUACUUUCUUCACGAGGAAAGAAAUCCUUCGGUUACACGCGAGGUUUUAUGAUCUGGCUCCUAAUAUUGUGCCUAUGGAUUAUACAGAUGAUCCAGAUGUCAAACUGCCCAUACAGCUUAUCAUUAGUAUGCCUGAGCUUAUGGAAAAUCCUUUCAAGGAGAGAAUUGUGCAAGCAUUCUCAGAAGAUGGAGAGGGCAAUCUCAGCUUCAAUGAUUUUGUGGAUAUGUUCUCUGUGAUGAGUGAGAUGGCUCCUCGUGAGCUGAAAGCAAUCUAUGCCUUUAAGAUCUAUGAUUUCAAUACAGAUAAUUUUAUUUGUAAGUCUGAUCUGGAGAAAACUCUCAACAAGCUGACACGGGAAGAAUUGGAAGAGGAGGAGGUGACAUUGGUAUGUGAGAAGGUUAUUGAGGAGGCUGACAUGGAUGGUGAUGGCAAAUUAGCAUUUGCAGACUUUGAGAAUAUGAUUUCGAAAGCUCCAGAUUUUUUAAGUACUUUCCAUAUAAGAAUAUGAAGAUGAAGCUGCCCUUUUCUCUGGUUCAGGACAAAUGGAUCUCAGGCUUCCAAGGGACCCAGUCUUUCCAACUUGCAAAAAAAAAAACUGUGUCCACCUCACUCCA